Messenger RNA from Cornus florida, 747 nucleotides. RefSeq lists its product as uncharacterized. The transcript is spliced from 2 exons. Bases 1 to 747 code for a protein of 248 amino acids. The record is from RefSeq and is a predicted model, not a curated record. NCBI's taxonomy places the organism in Eukaryota, Viridiplantae, Streptophyta, Magnoliopsida, Cornales, Cornaceae.
AUGGAUGAACUCAAUGAAAGAGCUGAUGGUUUUGUGCACUUGGAAGAAGAAGAAGCAGCCAACGCUCGGAAAACGUCCAUCAUAUCAACCGAAGAGAAAACCAAAGCAGAGAUCAAGCAAAAACAGGCUCAGUCACAGCAUAAGUUCCAUCCACCCCUGCCAAUUCGGCAACCCCUCGAACAGAGGGAUCAGACUAAACACUGUGUUUUCUAUAGCGAUUUUGGUCACCAGACUAACGAAUGUAGGAACUUAAGGAGGCAGGUGGAGAUGCUGAUAGCCAGAGGGGAGUUUGUAAGUUAUAUCCAAGGACCGGCGGCAGAACAGAACCGACCGAUUGAGCAAGUAAAGAGGAACCAAAAGUCAAACUCCCAUAGCGCGCAACCAGUUCGGAUCAUAAAUGUAAUUUAUGGUCGGCCUGAACCUAGCGAGGAGUCAGACGAGCUACUCCGAACAUUCCUCCGCCAAGCGCAGAUGAAGAGGAGGAUAAGUAGUGUAAACGCUCUACACCAACAAAAUACGUCAACACAAAUAAAGUUUGACAAAACUGACCUGUUCCGCGUUCAGAUUCCUCACGAGGAUCCACUAGUCGUCAGUUUGACAGUGGUAGAAUACCUGGUACGAAUAGUUCUGAUUGAUCCUGGAAGCAGCGCGAAUGUUAUGCAGAGGGACACGUUCGAUCGGCUCGAAAUCAAGCCAGAGAAGCUCAAGCCUACCGGAAAUUCCUUGCUAGGGUUUGAUGGAAAAUGA